AUGUUUGAUUAUAAAUAUUUAAGUAAAGAAGAGAUAAAGGGGUUUAAUAAAUAUAAAUACAGUGCGAUAGACACAAGCCCUCUCAGCAAAUAUGUGAUGCAUCCAACAUGGAACACUGUAGUCAAAUUUAUACCAAAAUCGAUAGCUCCGAAUUUAAUCACCUUCGCUGGCUUUCUCUGCAUGGUGAUAGCAGUGAUUACUCUAAGUGUGUAUGAUUACGACUUCUAUGCGGUCGGUGGCCGGCCAGGCGUGGUCGGGUAUCAGAGUGAAGUACCCAACUGGGUGUUCACCAUGUGCGGUGUGCUGAUAUUCUUGGCUUACAAUUUAGAUGGUAUCGACGGCAAGCAAGCUCGUCGUAUCGGCGUGUCGGGGCCUCUAGGCGAGCUGUUCGACCACGGACUGGACUCCUUCAUUGUGUUUCUGGUGCCCUAUUCCCUUGUCUCCGUUUAUGGCAGGGACCAGGAGUACUCCGUGUCUUGUUUUAGGGGUUUAUUGAUUGUAAUCAGCGUGGUGAUGAACUUCUACGUCAGUCAUUGUGAGAAGUACAACACUGGGGUCUUAUACCUUCCCUGGAGCUACGAUCUCAGUAUGUGGGUCAGUGCGCUACUAUUCCUAUUCGCAGGAGCGUAUGGUCCAGAAUUCUAUAAGUAUUACGUAUUUGGUGACGUCACGUUCACACAGGCGUUAGAAGCGGUCAUACAUUGCAUGGGAUUCAUCACUACCUACCCUGUAGCUGUUUAUAAUGUUUAUUUGUCUAACAAAAACCGCACAGGCAAGAGGUACCCCAUCCUGCAAGCGACGAAGCCAAUCUGGUCGAUGCUGGUGAUGACUGGUGCUACCAUCUACUGGGCUGUACAGUCACCUAACAACGUUAUCGAAGUAUACCCUAGAGCCUUCAUCUUCAUGUUUGGAACACUUUUUAGUAAUAUUUCUUGCCGUCUGAUUAUCGCUGAGAUGAGCCACAGUCGGUGUGAGCUACUAUCAUGGAUGACCUGGCCUCUGCUUGGAGGGAUGGUGACGUCCCUCUGUCAGCCCCAACUAGAAGCCAUCAUUCUACAUCUGCUAUCAGCUCUGUUUCUUUUUACACACGUACAUUAUGGAAUUUGUGUGGUACGACAAAUUUGCAACCAUUUCAAAAUAAACUGUUUCACAGUACCAAAGGAGAAGAGAAAAUAA
Molecule: messenger RNA, 1176 nt
Organism: Spodoptera littoralis (African cotton leafworm)
Lineage: Eukaryota; Metazoa; Arthropoda; Insecta; Lepidoptera; Noctuidae
Source: the annotation of a GenBank genome assembly